This is a messenger RNA of Yamadazyma tenuis ATCC 10573, 423 nucleotides long. NCBI's taxonomy places the organism in Eukaryota, Fungi, Ascomycota, Pichiomycetes, Serinales, Debaryomycetaceae. The record is from RefSeq and is a predicted model, not a curated record.
AUGGGAGACUUUGGAGAAUUAGGAUCAAUUGGUAAGAAGCAAAGCGGCAAGAAGGGCGAUGCUAGUGAUAUCGGAAAGACUGAAGGAUUUGCAAAGACUGAGGUAGGCAAGACUGAGGGAAAGACCGAAGGUAAGGUAGGUAAAACUGAGGGUGAACUUGGAAAGACUGAAGGUAAGGUAGGUAAAACUGAAGGUGAACUUGGAAAAACUGAAGGUGAACUUGGAAAAACUGAAGGUGAACUUGGUAAAACUGAAGGUGAACUUGGUAAAACCGAAGGUGAACUUGGUAAAACUGAAGGUAAGGUUGGUAAAACUGAAGGUGAACUUGCUAAAACUGAAGGUAAGGUUGCUAAAACUGAAGGUAAGGUUGCUAAAACUGAAGGUGAGCUUGGAAAGACCGAAGGUGAUUUAGGAAAGAAGUAA